CGUAACCGUGUCCACGAGGGGGGCUGAACUCUUUCUUCAGCUGAAGCCCAGGCUUUCACUGGGGUAGAUUCUGACGGAGACUUCCACGACGAUCAGGUGUCCAGACAAUCCGCGCGUCUCCUGGAGCGUUCGAUCAAACUGCUACCCGAGAUUAUGCCUCGUGGAUUACUGAAAUAUGCCCGAUAUCUCGCUCCCUAUGGUUGAAUAAUUGUCUUUUUGAACCCGAAGUUUCCUGAGUCUUGUUUCUUUCGUGCCGUCGUUAAUGAUUCUUACUGAGCUCUCCAGCCUCAUUCACAUACUCUCACUCCAAACAUUCCUUACCAAAGGCAACAAUGGCACAGCAACCCAUGGGAAUGGCCCCUGAGAAACCAAUGAACGGGGUCGCUGGAGCGUACCCAGCCGGUGCUUCGGGCAAAUGGUCGUUUGGCCUCUUCGACUGCUUCUCUCCAUUUGGCACCUGCUGUCUGGCAUGCUGGUGUCCUUGCAUCCUCUACGGCAAGACGCAGGACCGGUAUAAGGGCGACCAUGAUUCCAGUGGCAUCAACGGACAGUGCUGUGCCUUCUACUGCCUGAUGUGCAUUGGAGGACAAUGUAUCCUCCAGUGCAUCAAUCGAGGCUCCACACGUGACAGAUAUGGCAUCGAAGGCGGCAGCUUUGGCGAUUUCUGCACGUCGUGCUGGUGUGGAUGUUGUACCUUGAUUCAAGAAGACAAGGAAGCUAUUGUAAGGACGACCGGCAUGGAUCCAAAGACCAAGCAGCCCUAUGCAAGUCCAGGUCAAAUGACGUAUCCAUGAUUGGGAUUCUUGGUGUUUGUUGUAGGUGCCGGUACGAAGGCAGACCAGGAGGAGAUUUCUGUCUUUCAGGAGUUAUCAAGUGGCGGACAUUGGCAUUCACGUUGACUUUCUCACUGGUUGCAACUGCGUGUGGCCGGCUGGAACUUGGUUUCACUUCACCAUCAAUUGUUCUCUGCAACUUUGUUUCACGUUGUGUUUCUCUCAUUCCAGUCUCACUUUGCCCUAUAGCACACGAACAAAACCUAUCACCCCGUCGUCAGACCGCGCCGUUCAAAUCCUCCUCUCUGGCCU
Messenger RNA from Cladophialophora immunda, 1085 nucleotides. RefSeq lists its product as uncharacterized. The transcript is spliced from 3 exons. Bases 333 to 794 code for a protein of 153 amino acids. Lineage: Eukaryota; Fungi; Ascomycota; Eurotiomycetes; Chaetothyriales; Herpotrichiellaceae. The record is from RefSeq and is a predicted model, not a curated record.